Oryzias latipes (Japanese medaka) is the source of this 1818-nucleotide messenger RNA. RefSeq names its product ninjurin-2. NCBI's taxonomy places the organism in Eukaryota, Metazoa, Chordata, Actinopteri, Beloniformes, Adrianichthyidae. Gene Ontology annotation, cellular component: membrane. The record is from RefSeq and is a predicted model, not a curated record. Gene Ontology annotation, biological process: tissue regeneration; cell adhesion.
GAGAGGAGGAGACCAGGACAGUGUGAAUACGCCAUUUGUUCGUCUUGACCCCCGUUGUCCUCGUUGGCUUUGCUUGGUGCCUUUAGCGUACAGGGUGACUGCCUUUAACGACGACAAGUGCCAUUCUUGCAAACGCACUUUCGCUGCUGUAAGACUCUCAUUUAGGUGUGUGUGCUUGACUGCUUGCUACAGGCCCAAAGAUGCAAGGACUGGGAAAGACAGACAGAGGAGAGCAGGGUCGGGACAUGGACCUAACAUCGCUGAGAUCCACCAUGCCAGUCGGCGGCCCUCUCCAGGGAGGUUCAGCCGCUAGCUUGAACAUGAACCUUUAUGCCACCAAGAAGACAGCAGCUGAAGGCAUGUUGGACAUUGCUCUCUUCCUGGCAAACAUCACACACAUGAAGACUGUCAUUGAGCAGGGGGCUGGAUACAGGUACUAUGCUGCGGUCCUGACACUCAUUUCCUUCUCCCUGGCCCUUCAGAUUGUGGCUGGAGUGCUGAUUAUCAUAAUUGGGCGUCGGGACCUAAACAACUCCACUCUUCAAAGGCGUUUGGACUACCUUAACAAUGUAACGACGAUCAUCGUCUUCAUCACCACCGUCCUCAACUGCUUCAUCAGUACUUUUGGAAUGCAGAGGACGGGAUACUUCCCAUGGCUCAUGAUGCGCAUUCAUUGAUUACAAGUUGGCGCACAACAUGUAACGUGUCAUUCUUUCACUUACUUCUGUGACUUUAACAGAUCCUAUUUCUGUUAACCUGGACUUGAAUAUGCUCUAAAGUAUGUUUUAGCCACCCAAAUUUUACCCUGACAAAGUAUAAAUUGUUUGUUCUCUUAUUUUUUUCGUACAUAUUUAGACUAAGAUUUAAUAACUUUAUUGACUCAACUAUAGUACAAUUGUCUCUUUUUAAAGGUAACGGUUUCCUCUGUUAAAAACUUAAAAAAAAAUGCUUUGUUAUGAUCAUGAGAUCCAUUAAGUCUUUGGUGCCAACUCCUAAUUUUUUGAAAGAAAGCUGGAAUGAAAAAAUGUUGUCAGGCUUGAUUGUAUUCUCAUUUUACAAAAAAGGUGGGGUGAAUGGGAGCUGUAUUUCCUGAGAAACAAAAGUAUGAACUGAAACGAAACUUAUGUUUUAUCAGAAGCCGGAGCAGUUACAUUUUCGUCAGUUUCUAUCUGACAAGUCCAUUUCACUGCACCAUCUGCUGUUUCCGGUGCAAAAUCAAAAAGUCUUGUAUCUAGUACGGUGACAACUGCAGAUAAGACAAAAGAAAUAGUUAUUAGAAAUAGUCAGUUAUUGCAAAAGCAAAAGAACAUUAUGAAGAUGGAGAUUCUUGAUCAGAAUCAGAAUCUUUUUUGCUCCAUAACAUCUGUUAUGGAGCAAAAAAACACAGUUUAGACAUUGCAGAAUUGAAAGAACAGAAAGCAGGCGAUGAUCAAAACUACUGGAAUGGUUGCUAUAAGGCUGAACAGACAUGGUAGCAAACUCAACAUUGGUCAAGACAGAGAAAAUUUGCUUGUAAAACUAAUUAGGAAUUAAUAAUAAAUAACUCAGUAAAAACAAAGAGCAUGUUUAGGACCAUCCCUUUCUAGAUGACUUUCAGGUGAUAGGAUAACAUAAUGAAGUCAGGGCAUGCUUGAAAAGUUCUUAAAAAAAAGCUUUAUUUUUUAAGCUUUAGGUCAUAUUUUAUGCAGAUGCAGUUAGAACUUUUUUCUUUACUGUUUAAAAAAUCUGUGUAUGCUUUGUCAAAAGUCAUUAAACCAGUUUUGACUGUCACAAAUCCCACUGAAAAUUCAAUAAAUUACAGUUUUAGCUUCAAAAAGA